Messenger RNA from Apis cerana (Asiatic honeybee), 4369 nucleotides. RefSeq names its product protein sneaky. Lineage: Eukaryota; Metazoa; Arthropoda; Insecta; Hymenoptera; Apidae. Gene Ontology annotation, cellular component: membrane. The record is from RefSeq and is a predicted model, not a curated record.
UCAUUAUUCAGCGAUAAAUUUAAUCUCCAUAAUUCUCAAUUGCCAUAAUUAACCGCUAUUGGAAAUCAAAAAUUUUUAUCAAAAUGGAAAUUGAAAAUAGAAGAAGAAUAAUAGAGGAUCGUUAAUUCGUUUGUCAAAAAAAAAAAAAGAAAAAACAGCAAUUUAUUUCUGAAAUAAGAUUAUCCAAUAGAAAAUUUCUUCCCUCCUACACCACGCUAAAAGUUACGAAAUACGAAUUUUUUCUCCUCGAUAUUUGUCAAAAAUACAUAUCGAAAAUCCUAUUGAAAUCCUCGAAACAAGACAUUUGACUUUAGAAACAGACAUUUGACUCUGAUAAUUAACAAGAACUUUGGAGAAGGUGAAAGUAAAGUAAGGACUUGAAAAUAUAUGUCAAGGAUUUCUUCUCUAACCAAUAAGACGACCAUACGUCGUGUCGCACAUAAGUUGCACAAAUUGAUUACGCAGAAUAUUGGAAGUUGAACUUUUCCACGCAAAAUAAAAAAAACAAAAAAAAAAAAAUACCAAGAAUGGAGAAUGUAACGAUUAUCGGUCUCCGAGUGGAGAAAUUCAAGAAGGAUUUUUUCAAGUAUUACCAAGAGCAUUUCCCAACAUUGUUUGACAUUACUUUCGACCCGAUAGGCACACACAAGACGUCACGUGCCAUAAUCGGCUUCUUUCUUGGCUUUUUUAUGGGUGUUCUUUUGUACGAACUCAUUAUCGUUGAUUUACAAUUCGACGCAUAUACCACCGUGUGUCUCGGUGGUAUUCUAAUUUUGAUGCUAUCGAUUGGAUGUGCUGUUUCGAUUCAGGUGAGGUGUAUUUGCAUUUUAACGAUUCCAACAUUUUUUGGCCGAGCUGGACGAAGUGUAUUACGAGCAUUGAUUUUUGGAUACGUAAUUGCUGGACCAUUGUUUAAUUUAUUGUUUAACACUAAGGAAGUAAUAAGAACAUUUGGAUGCACGUCACAACUGACAUACAAUCUUACCAAGACAAGAUUCGAUUUAAUGUUUAAACCAUUUCAACAGGCAAUCCAUGCUAUGAAAGCGGAUGCAAACGAGAUAAAAGACACCCUCUCUUCGAUCAGGGAUUUGAUGAGUCCAGUUGUCGAAGAAAUAGAAGGGGAAGAAGAAAUGAUACGGUUAAAAGAGGAGAACGAUUACCUAGACGAAUUGCAAGGUGACACAAAAAGAAGCAAAGAAAUGGAGGAAAAGCACGAGAAGAAAGUUGAAAGUGCCAAAUCGGAAGGUGAGGUGUACGAAGCUAAGUAUAAGAAGAAAAUUGAAGCUCGAUGCGAGGAGCAACUUAGCCGAGGUGCACAAAGAUGUAGGGACAUGUUUGGCACCGCUUAUGACAAAUGUUACGAGAAAGUGUCUAUAUUUGUUGCUUGGCUCAUAUGUUGGCCAAUGAAGCUGACUUUCGUUUGUAAUCUGGUCCAAGCAUUGGGUGGUUCUAGUAUCUGUGAUCCUGAGGGAAAAGUCGAUAGUGGUAUCGGCGAGGGAUACGUCGCUUUAAAAAGUGCCCGAGACGAAUUCAGCAGGAGCCUGAAAGAUGCGAAACUUCAAUACAAAGUGAAAGUGCCACCGGUGAUUUUGGAUCUUCAAGAUACCGAGGACGCUGCCAAAGCUGUGGUGCACGAGUUCUCCGUACGAAGGAAACUUUUCAAAUCCGUGAUGACCCUCAUAAAGAGAUGCUUGUCGUUUAUAUUCCUGAAGAUCAUUCUCGACGCUCUGAGUUACAAUGACAAAUAUUUAUCAGAUAUCGAAUUCGACAACGUCUACGUGACGUCUUAUUUCCGGAGAAUAGACGCGAGGAGGAAAGUUCGUGGCAGUUUGACCUUGCUGCCGUUCAAGAAACUCGAAAAGAGGAAGUUCAUCGAUCCCUACCAUCCGAUACCGGCCAAAAUCGAAGGAUUUCACUUGAUAGGUCAGCUGGUUAAACUUCUUCUUGAAUUCAUCAUCGUGACCAUUUUCGUAAUCCUCGAUUGGCUGUUCUACGAAGUGUUGGAUAUAAUCAGAAGGCACGCUUACAUGGAAUAUACCCAGAGAGGCCACCACGAUCUGAACCUAGAGAUCCGAGGUACUGGAGUGAUCGCGUCGUUGAUCAGAAGCGCGGUCCGCGGUUUCAACGUGAAGAAACGGGUGAAAACCGUAGUAACGAACAAGGCUUGCCUACCACAGCCCACCAAGCUUCCAGGCUACGUGAUAUUCAAGAUAUACGGCACCUUCUUCUUGGUCUUCCUUCUCAUCUUCGGUUCCAUCUACACGCAGAGGAUGCGUCGCGGCAUUUGCUCGUUCUUUUAUCGAAGAAGGGAGAAGAGGCGGGUAUUGUACCUGUACAACGAGACGCUACGGCGAAGGCUUAUGCACGCCAAGUUCAUGAAGGCCAAGGUGAGGAACAUGGCCAGAACACGCCGUUUGGAGUACGAGAUUGAUUUCUGGUUGGCGCUCAGGCUCAAGUGGCCGAAACGUUUUGGAUGGUUGAGAUACUUCGAAUGCGCAAGGGAGAGGUGUUUGAUUUGCGAGGAUCCGGAGCCCAGGAAAGGGCCGAGGUAUCGGCCAUGCCCCAAUCCGAGUUGUCCAUUCUUGUAUUGCGAAGAAUGUUGGAGGGACGUAGGGAGGAUUUGCUACGCUUGCGCAGAUUUCUCUGACACGGAGACGGAAGAAUACGACACUCAACGCAGUGAUUUCUAGAUUUGCAUAUAAUGGAUUUGUUUGAUUGAUCAUAAAAGUGGAUACUAGUUGUUUUAUAACACGAUAUUAAUUGUUAUUCACACUUGAAGUUAUUCACAUCUUCAAGGAUAUAGUAUAUGUGUAUUGUUGAGUAUAUUAAUUUAAGUUUCUUGAAAAAAAUGAUAGAGAUAAAGCAAAGAAAGUUGGAGAUGGAGUAUAUACGUCGAUGCAGUGAUUUUUUUUAAUUGAACGUCAGAUAUACAUUAAGUUGAGUACAAUUCUGGAAGAUGGAAAAGAAAAAUGAUUCUUGAGAAUGAGAAAUAUGAAAAAUGAAAAGAUGCUACGAUUCGAUUUAUACUUAAAUAAAUUUGAAUACAAAGAAAAUCUUAUCGAUAAAUUUAUAUAAAUCUCGAUUAUCAACAAUACGUAUUAUAUUAAAAAUACAUUUUUUUCUCUCAAGGCUCUAACGAUACUAAUCAAGAAUCUAUUCACUGGUUAUUCUUAGAUAAAUUACAUAUCAUUGGAAAUAGCAAGGUCAUCUCUACUAUUGGUCAUUCUACUCAUAAAUCUCGCAACAUCGUAGCAACAAGAAAUCUCAGAUUCCAUGAAAAAGAAACGAGAAUUUAAAACGUACAUUUUACCAUAUUGAAUUUACGCUGCAUCCUGGGAUGGAAUACAAAAUGUCUCGAAGUAGAAUCAUUUCUGGUUUAACAAUACAAUGACUUUGUCGAUUCCUGGCAGUUAUGCGCCUCUUUAUUAAAUUUCCAUGAAAUCAACGUUGCAUCAAGAUAACGUUAGCUCAAGUAUAACGAACGAUUUACAUCCAUUUCACGUAAUUGAAGGAAAGAUUGCGAUUAUACGAUGAAUACACGAGGACACGAGAUUUCACAAAUUGGUUAAAUUCUGUUCACAUAUGUACGAUAAAAAUAAUGCAUCUCCUCCUUGGAAGAAGGAUACUGAAUUUAAUCAUCGUUUCUAUCCAUAUUCUAUCACUCUCUCUAUGUUUCAUAAUUUUUAAUAAUUUAAUGCAACCAUUAUUAUUUCGUCUGAUAUUACUAUUUUAAUAUUAUGACAUUACAAAAAUUUAUAAAACAUUCAAAAGUAUAAUAAAUGGAUUAUUAUAAUCCGUUCCAAGUUCAAGUCAAAUCCUAUAUUUACGUAAAUGAAUCGGUUGAUUCAUCAAAACUCGGCGUUCAAGAGGAAAUGAUCCUUUCGUGCGCAUUUUUCCUAACGAAUUACGCGGCAGAUACAAUUUCCUUUGAAUGGUAUGAUAAGUAAUUCGUGCAACUAACGAGCCGUGCAACGAAAUAUACGUAUAUAUAAGAUCUCCACGCUAACGAGCUCAACGUUCAGUAAUCGAAAAAGUCAACAACGGUGAAUCUCUCUCCCCAAGAUGAAGACUAUACUGAUGGCUCUCGUGGCUGUUUGCUUCCUGCUCGGUGAAGUAUUCUCAGAAGACAAAUACACGACGAAGUACGACAACGUCGACAUCGAUGUUGUCCUCAACACCGAGAGACUUUUGAACGGGUACGUGAACUGUUUGCUGGAGCAAGGCCCGUGCACCCCCGACGCUGCUGAACUUAAGAGUAAGCAAGAAAUUUUACUUAACUCGUAUCGUUAAUUUAACCAAAUUAUUAUAUCGUUAUUAUUUUUUAACAGACAUUAAGCGAUACAAAAAUGAAAAUAGUAUAUAAAACAAA